AUGCCAAAUACUCCUGUUACCCUUCAUUUAAGAGCCGAAACCAAACCAUUGGAACAUAGAGCCGCUUUAACCCCAACCACAACUAAAAAAUUAAUCGAUGCCGGUUUUAAAGUUUAUGUUGAACAAUCAUCUCAAUCUAUUUUUAAUAUUAAAGAAUAUGAAGAUGCAGGUGCCAUUAUCGUACCUGAAGGUUCUUGGAAAACCGCUCCAAAAGACCGUAUGAUUAUUGGUUUAAAAGAAUUGCCAGAAAAUGAAACUUUCCCAUUAGUUCAUGAACAUAUUCAAUUUGCUCAUUGUUAUAAAGAUCAAGCUGGUUGGCAAGAUGUUUUAAAAAGAUUCCCUGAAGGUAAUGGUAUUUUAUAUGAUUUGGAAUUUUUAGAAAAUGAUCAAGGUAGAAGAGUUGCUGCUUUUGGUUAUUAUGCUGGUUUUGCUGGUGCUGCCAUUGGUGUUUUAGAUUGGUGUUUUAAACAAUUGAAUUCUGAUACUAAAAACUUGCCUGGUGUUUCUCCUUAUCCAAAUGAAGAUGCUUUAAUUAAAGAUGUUAAAGCUGAAUUGGAAAAAGCUUUAACUAAAACAAAUGGCGUUUAUCCAAAAUGUCUUGUUAUUGGUGCUUUGGGUAGAUGUGGUUCCGGUGCUGUUGAUUUGUUUAAAAAAGUUGGUAUUCCAGAUAAUCAAAUUGCUAAAUGGGAUAUGGCUGAAACAGCUAAAGGUGGUCCAUUCCAAGAAAUUGUUGAUCUGGAUAUUUUUGUCAACUGUAUUUAUUUAUCAAAACCAAUUGCUCCAUUUAUUAACAAACAACUUUUGAACCAAGAUAGUAGAAAAUUAAGAACAAUUGUUGAUGUUUCUGCUGAUACUACUAAUCCACAUAAUCCAAUUCCAGUUUAUAAAAUUGCUACUGUUUUCAAUGAUCCAACUGUUGUUGUUGAUCUUGAAAAAGGUCCAAAAUUAUCUGUUUGUUCUAUUGAUCAUUUACCUUCUUUAUUACCAAGAGAAGCUUCUGAAUUUUUCUCACGUGAUUUAUUGCCAUCAUUAUUGGAAUUACCAGAAAGAGAUACUGCUCCAGUUUGGGUCAGAGCUAAAAAUUUGUUUGACAAACACGUUGCUAGAUUAAGCAAAUUGUAA
Candida tropicalis MYA-3404 is the source of this 1122-nucleotide messenger RNA. It is a transcript of the gene LYS1, whose product is annotated as saccharopine dehydrogenase (NAD+, L-lysine-forming). Gene Ontology annotation, molecular function: saccharopine dehydrogenase (NAD+, L-lysine-forming) activity. The coding region runs from base 1 to 1122 and encodes 373 amino acids. Gene Ontology annotation, cellular component: cytoplasm. The transcript has a single exon. NCBI's taxonomy places the organism in Eukaryota, Fungi, Ascomycota, Pichiomycetes, Serinales, Debaryomycetaceae. The record is from RefSeq and is a predicted model, not a curated record.